Messenger RNA from Tarenaya hassleriana, 3666 nucleotides. Its product is annotated as F-box/LRR-repeat protein 15. Bases 256 to 3294 code for a protein of 1012 amino acids. The transcript has 18 exons. Gene Ontology annotation, molecular function: protein binding. The record is from RefSeq and is a predicted model, not a curated record. NCBI's taxonomy places the organism in Eukaryota, Viridiplantae, Streptophyta, Magnoliopsida, Brassicales, Cleomaceae.
AAAUUUUUGGUCGCUUUCUUUUUAUUUUCCCUCAAAAUUUUCCUCUUCGUUUCCCAUUCCCAAGUAGGAGUCGCCGGAUUAUAUCGUCAUCGAUCUUGUCUCAGAACUUCAUCUCAACAGGAAAUCCAUAUCAAAAACUCAUCUUUCACUUCCUGUUUCGCGAGAUUUGAUCCGAUGACUGUAUCUUUUUCUCGCUGUUCAAGAACCCUAAUCUGAUCCAGAUCGAGGCUUGGGAUUUCGUUGCCGGGGCGUUGCAUGAAGAUUUGGUGUUUUCUCUGCUUCACCGAGGACGAGGGAGACGACGGAGACGGCGUGAAACUGGCACAAUCGUCAGCGACGUUCAUGGAGAACGACAACAACCACAACAACGAGGGUAACGAUUUCGUAAAUGACGGUGACAACAAAGGCGACGCAGGACAGGCCGCUGAGGGUUUGAAUUCGAUCGAAGACGACGAGGACGCACGUCUGUGGUUGAGCGGGGAGUUGAUGGCGAUGGAGGGCGGUGAGACCAUAGCGGCGGAGAUGGAGCGUCGGUGGACUUCUGGGGUUCGCUUGUUUCCAUUGUUGGAGGGAGAGAGCAGCAGCUCCGCCGUCGCGAACGGUGCGGCAGAGAUGGAGGAUAUCGACCAUGAUUCGUACCAUAAGCGUGCCAGAGUGUAUUCUGGGUUUGCCGAGGGUCAAUUUACUUCGAGGAUGCCUUCAGAUGUUGGAAAUUCUGGUCCACCAGUGGAGACAGGCUUUAGUUUUGGUAAUUCGUCUUCUGCUCGUUCUGACAGUGAGAUGUUCUGCCAGAACUUUAUCAUAAAUAAUGGUAGGAAUGAGGCGAAGAAAGACCAUGGAGAUGGUGACGACGAUUCUUCAGAAACAGAUGACUUUGAAGUUCAUAUUGACUUGACAGAUGACCUUUUGCAUAUGGUUUUCUCUUUCUUGAACCAUGCUGACCUCUGUCGAGCUGCUAGGGUUUGUCGGCAGUGGAGAGCAUCUAGUGCUCAUGAAGAUUUCUGGAGGCACUUGAAUUUUGAAAAUACGAGAAUAUCUCUAGAACAAUUUGAGAACAUGUGCCGUCGCUAUCCAAACGCCAUUGAAGUAAAUAUUUAUGGUGUUCCUGCAGUCAACACCCUGGCCAUGAAAGCCGUUACUACCUUGAGGAAUCUCGAGGUCUUAACUGUGGGAAAAGGUCAUAUAGGAGAUACUUUUUUCCAUGCAUUGGAAGAUUGUACUAUGUUAAGAAGUGUGACUCUUAGUGAUGCUAUUCUGGGCAAUGGUGCUCAGGAAAUACACCUGAGCCAUGAUCGGUUGCAUGAUCUUAAGAUUACAAAAUGCCGUGUAAUGCGUUUGUCUAUCAGGUGUCCACAGUUAAGGACAUUGUCCUUAAAGAGGAGUAAUAUGUCACAAGCUCAGCUUAAUUGUCCACUCCUCAAUCUUCUCGAUAUAGCCUCAUGUCACAAGCUUCUGGAUGCUGCAAUCCGCUCAGCGGCAACUUCAUGUCCUCAAUUAGAAUCUCUGGAUGUCUCGAACUGUUCCUGCGUCAGUGAUGAAACACUGCGUGAAAUAGCCCAGACUUGUGCUAACCUUCAUGCCCUUAAUGCUUCAUACUGCCCCAAUAUCUCUCUCGAAUCGGUACGCCUUCCGAUGUUAACAGUUCUCAAGCUUCAUAGCUGUGAGGGUAUAACAUCAGCUUCAAUGAAUGCCAUUGGUGAUAGUCCUAUGCUAGAGGUUUUGGAACUGGAUAAUUGCAAUCUAUUGACAUCUGUAUCAUUGCAUCUUCCCCGUUUGCAGAGCAUAAGUCUAGUCCAUUGCCGCAAAUUUGUAGAUUUGAACUUGCAAAGCACCAUGCUCUCAUCGGUAGCUGUGUCAAACUGUCCAUCACUUCGUCGCAUUACCAUUGCUUCAAGUUCCCUUCAGAGAUUGGCACUGCAAAAACAAGAGAAUUUGACAACAUUAGUUCUGCAAUGCCAAUCAUUGCAGGAAGUGGACCUCUCUGAUUGUGAAUCAUUAUCUAAUUCCGUUUGUGAAAUAUUCAAUGAUGACGGUGGAUGCCCGAUGCUGAAAUCUUUAGUCCUCGACAAUUGUGAGAGCUUAACGGCUGUGCGAUUCUGCAAUUCCUCUUUAGUAAGCCUUUCCCUUGUUGGCUGUCGCACUGUUACUUCCCUUGAGCUGAAUUGCCCUCGCCUUGAGCAAAUUUGUUUGGAAGGUUGUGAUCAUCUUGAAAGUGCUUUCUUCCAGCCUGUUGCUCUUCGGUCUUUAAAUCUGGGAAUAUGUCCGAAAUUGAGCGUGCUUAAUAUUGAAGCUCCUUAUAUGGCGUCUCUUGAGUUGAAAGGUUGUGGUGUAUUAUCUGAAGCAUCUAUUAUUUGUCCUCUCUUGACAUCUUUGGAUGCUUCCUUCUGCGGCCAACUCAAGGAUGACUGUCUGUCUGCCACCGCUUCUUCCUGCCCGCUAAUCGAGUCCUUGGUGUUGAUGUCAUGUCAAUCUAUUGGCUCUGAUGGUCUGUACUCCUUGUGGGGGCUCCCGAAUUUGACAGUUCUUGAUUUAUCGUACACUUUCUUGAUGAAUCUGGAGCCGGUUUUCAAAUCCUGUUUUCGACUAAAGGUACUCAAAUUACUAGCCUGCAAAUAUCUCACUGACUCAUCAUUGGAGCCAUUAUACAAACAAGGCGCUUUACCGGCACUUCAGGACCUGGACCUAUCCUAUGGAACUCUCUGUCAGACCGCAAUAGAGGAUCUACUCGCACGCUGUACACACUUGACCCAUCUGAGCUUGAAUGGUUGCGUUAACAUGCACGACCUCGAUUGGGAUUCAGCCGAUGUCCAGCUCGUUGAUUACUUUGCCGUCUCCAGUUCUAUUGGGCAGCUUCCCGAUGAGAAUGCUCGAGACCCGACUGGACCAGCCAACCGGUUACUGCAAACACUAAACUGUGUUGGUUGCUCUAAUAUUAGAAAAGUGUUGAUCCCACCAGCAGCUCGGUUUUACCAUUUGUCUUCGCUGAACCUUUCGCUGUCGGUCAAUCUGAAGGAGGUCGAUCUCGCCUGUUUGAACUUGGUUGUUCUUAAUUUGAGCAAUUGUUCCUCUCUGGAGAUUCUGAAGCUUCGUUGUCCAAGAUUAACUAGUCUCUUUCUGCAGUCUUGUUACAUAGACGAAGCAGGAGUUGAGUCGGCUAUUUCACAGUGCAGCGCACUGGAGACACUGGACGUCCGUUUCUGUCCAAAGAUAUCCUCUGCGAGUAUGGGGAAGUUCCGAGCAGCCUGCCCUAGUUUGAAGCGUAUUUUUAGCAGCCCGACCCCUUUGCAUGAUUAGGUCAGAGCUUUUCUUGGUCCGGCGGCGAGACUGAAGCCGUUAUUACUGGUGUCGGAUUUGGCUGGCUUUUACUGUCUGUUGGGUUAUACUUUGAACUACCACCCUCCUCCAUUUGCCUUCAUCUGCUCUGUUACGAAAGGCAAGAAAGAAUCAAGGGAUGGAUUCUAUGGCUCUUUGAAUACAGGCUAUGGCUAUGUAUGAUAUACUUCAUAUAUAUGUGUAUAUAUAUAUAUACAUAUAUGUGUGAAAGAUGGGUUCUUAGGGUUUUUUCCGGUUGUGGGUCAAACUCAAGUUGAAACCUUAAGGUAAGGAUUAAUGGGAUUUUUGCGAACUUAAAUGAGAUAUGAACUUCUCUGCUUUGUUUUGAGAUCA